GUCAACUCAGCAACCCUGGAUUAUUCAUGCAAAAUAAUUAUCACACAAUCCAACGCGAACACGCACAGAAGAAAGUGAAAUUGGAAAAUUUAAGUCAACCGCAAACUCAUGAAGGUCGACAGGAAGAACAGUUUUCCUUGUUUCCCAUAAAAUACCGAAGAAGGUCACGCCGUCACCGCAGAAGGGUCGAAAUAACCACUGAAGGAACACUUUCCGGUUCGUGACAUUAUUCUUUACGUAAUAAUACAUGGAAAGUUGAACCAAUAUCGAAUCCAGAUGUUAUCGAAUGCUUCCAUCGCUAUCGAAAUCAAAAAUUCAUCUUCCAAUGCAUCCGACAAGUUCCUUUGCUCUCACAAUCUCGGCAUGAUCACGUGCUACAGAUACGGCGAAUGCGAGUCACAAGCACUUUUCAAAAAUCACACUCAUGGACGACGCGAAGUUCACGGAGAGAAUUCAAGCCUGGAGCCAACAGUUAUGCUGGCCGCAAUGGCUGGCGUGUUCAGCAUUUACUUCUGCACCAACAUGUGUAGAGCUCUUUGCUGCCCUUCCAGGCGAAGAAAACGAGAUGAACGGAAGUAUGUACAGUUCAGUCACUGCAUUCAAAAAUCUUCCCAUUAGAUCGUCUUCAACUGAGAGCUUGAAACAUCCGAUGCGGGUUUUAGGCAGGAAGAAUACAGUAUUGGCUCUCAUCUGAUGCUCGCGGAUAUUUAACGCAACGCAAUGCACUUUUUCGAAAUUGAAUACAGCAUCCGAAAGUAAAAAGCCAAGUCUUUUCCUCCCAACACGGACACACAUGAGCUGAAGGAUGCACAAUAAACUUAAUUCAGCUAGGAAAAAGUAACAAACAGAAAAGCAAGCAUCACCGGUAAGGACGACCAACGGGGGUAUUUUCGUCUCACUUGAAUUUUCUUCCAUGUUUUCUGAUAUCGUUUGAAUUCGGAAGCGAAUUGAAACGAAUAUUUCUUACACAAGGAAUGGUUUGUAAAAUAAUUCGAAUGCUUAGCCUCGUGGUUGCCUUUCGUUCGGGGAUAAUGUCCAGUCAGCUGGGCAUGAUCAUUAUCAAACCGUCCAGGUUUACCUUCAGAACACCUAAUUAUUAGCUCAUUAACCCUUACUGCCACGGGAUCGGCUUUGUUAAGCGCAUUCACACAUGAAUGCGGGAACAUCCGAUAAAUAUUCUAAAAAUCCUCAAUUCUUAUCGGUAAACCGAAAAGAUUUUUGGUAUCGAAGUCGCGCCGACUUCGACCAAAUACAGUACCGUAUACAAAAAAGCUAAAUCACAGUCUCGCUCAAUAUUUUUCCGAAAAGAAUUUGAAUAGAAUCACUUCAUCAUUUCACCGCGCUGGUUCGUAGGUUCUCACGGUACUUCGACGCUUCGAAGAAUGAAUGCGGCGGAGACGUGACGAAGCAUCAAUCGGGAAGUGACAGAAAACGCGCAGGGGCUUAUCACUCGUGGAAACUCAACGACUACCAGGAUCCGUACCGGGAAAACCACAGCUAUCCCUCGUCUCAUGGAAAUCGCCUCCGCGACGAUUUUCACGAGCCGAAUCGAAGCAGAAGGAUGAGGAUGUCCACCGAGUCCUCCGGAACUUACACGGAAAAUGAAACAACGAUGAAAACUGGCUCCUUCCAGCCGCAGUCACCUUCAACGCAUAAACUGACACAAUCGAUCGACAAGCUCACGGAUUCUCGUUCGCAAAUGGACACUGAUUUCGUCAGAGUUCCUAUAGACACCGGAGAACACGGACGCCAGAAAUUCCUGAUAUUCAAAAAAGUAAAUUCUUGAACAAAGCAAACAGAAAUAUACCAUCAUCGAACAUACUUCGAAGUUCUAAAAAGCGAAUUCACGUCAGCCAGACCUUAACAACACUGGCACAAUCCUUAUGACGCAUCCGCACGCGCCUCUCACAAUCGCUAGGGCGAAGCGACACCACCACAAUCUGUUCCUUUAUUGAAGUGGGCGGAAUUGCACCCAGAAGUGAUUGGUCUGAAGACAGGUGCAGUAGCGAUAUUAUGUACGACGACGAUUACGAAACGGCAUAGCUUAGUACAGUAUUGGCUGUACUGCAUAGUAUAGUAUUACGUACUGUACAGGAUUCCGUUCUGAACUGUUGUCUCGAAGCACAUGCAUGUAAGAACUGUGAACGGGUCGUUCAAGCACAUGUCAUGUGAAUAAUUAAUCUCGAACGAUUUUAUGUGUUCCGCGUGAAAACCGAAUCUGGACCAUGUCUUCAAAGAAAAAAAACAAUAAGAAUCCUCUGAACCUUAAGCUGCCUGCCCAGCCGGUGGAGACUACCGUAGCUAUUCAACCGGAAGCCGAACGUCCGAGCACUAAUUCUGGUGAAACAUGCUUCGACAACCUUCUCCGAAAGCUGGAAGAGCUCGAUAUGGACGAUGCUCAACGCAAGCGCAUGGAAGUUUUCUUGAUACAGAAGAGGAAAGUCGGUGAUUUAUGCGCGGAAGAUUUUGAAAAGCUUGGGGAGCUUGGUGCUGGAAACGGUGGAGUUGUUCUGAAAGUACUUCACAAGCCGAGCAACUUCAUCAUGGCGAGGAAACUGAUCCAUUUAGAAAUUAAGCCAGCGAUACGGAACCAGAUCAUUCGCGAAUUGAAAGUAUUACACGAGUGCAACUCCCCACACAUCGUGGGAUUUUAUGGCGCAUUUUACAGCGAAGGAGAGAUCAGUAUUUGCAUGGAGUACAUGGAUGGCGGUUCUUUGGAUCUUAUCUUGAAACAAGCUGGAAGGAUUCCGGAAGAUAUUCUCGGGAAAAUCACCGCUGCAGUUCUCAAAGGAUUGCGUUAUUUACGCGAGAAGCAUCAGAUAAUUCAUCGCGACGUGAAACCUUCAAAUAUCCUCGUGAACAGCCGUGGUGAAAUUAAGAUCUGCGACUUCGGAGUUUCUGGGCAGCUGAUCGACUCAAUGGCGAACUCCUUCGUUGGAACUAGGAGUUACAUGUCUCCAGAGAGGCUACAAGGAACACACUAUUCGGUGCAAAGCGAUAUUUGGUCCCUUGGUUUAUCUUUAGUUGAAAUGGCUCUUGGAAUGUAUCCCAUACCUCCACCUGAUUCUGGAAGCUUGAAAGCGAUUUUCGGGACCAAGUACACGGAUCCCCCGCCUCGUUCUGGUGGCACUGCACCUUCUUCUGUGCCAGAUCCUAAGCCCCUUGCCAUAUUUGAGCUGCUGGAUUAUAUUGUCAAUGAACCACCCCCAAGCUUGCCACCAGGCUUAUUCUCCGAUGAAUUCAAGGAAGUUGUGGAUAUCUGUCUCAAGAAGAAUCCUACUGAAAGACCAGAUACAAAAUCUUUGAUGAAUCAUCCAUGGAUAAAAAAAUGGGAUGCCGCGGACGUUGACAUUGCGGGUUGGGUUUGCAAGACAAUGGAUUUGCAUCCUCAAAUCCCCGCGAAGAAUGGCACUGAGCCAUGAGUUAUGAGCUUUUUGGAAUUCAUGAGUUACCUUGGGUGUUCAGUUGUUGCAUGCAAAGAUGAGCUUUCAAUUCCUGCAAGCAUUCCCGGUUGUUAACCUUUUCGAUGUUCGUUUUUUUUUCAUAUUGUAUUCAUGUGGUGAAUUUACCUUGCGCAGUGACAAUUGUUCUCUUUUUGGAGAAAUAUCUCGAAAUUUUGAGUUACGCAAUUUUGCUGAAAUAUAGUGUAGUUGAACUUUCCCUUUCAUGGAAA
This is a messenger RNA of Notodromas monacha, 3673 nucleotides long. NCBI's taxonomy places the organism in Eukaryota, Metazoa, Arthropoda, Ostracoda, Podocopida, Cyprididae. The record is from the annotation of a GenBank genome assembly.